This is a messenger RNA of Fraxinus pennsylvanica, 330 nucleotides long. Lineage: Eukaryota; Viridiplantae; Streptophyta; Magnoliopsida; Lamiales; Oleaceae. The record is from the annotation of a GenBank genome assembly.
AUGUGUGAUUCAAAGACUCAUACAUGGCAAGAAGCUUUCAAAGUUCUUGGGAUCAAUUACAACCCCGAUGGCACUUUAAACAGAGAAAUCCAAAUCCCUAUGGAGGAUGCAACCCCAACUGCUGACCCAAAACAGCCUAAUCAGCUUGCCCUUUCCACAGAUAUACCCCUCAGCCCCUACAACAAAGUCUAUAUACGCCUCUAUAUUCCUGCAAAAACCCCGACAUACACCAAACUUCCACUCAUAAUCUACCUACACGAAGGUGACUUCGUGUUGUUUAGUGCAUCUACUGUCAUUUUUCAUGAAUUCUGCAACAAUAUAGCCGGCUAG